AGAGGGGCAAUGUUGGUAAUUUCGCAUGGCUGCAACUUGCUUCUGCCAAACUUGGCUUUCACCAAACAAAACUCUGUUCCUCAGCUUCAUCUUCUUUUUCUUCAGUUGGAGGCGUUCUUCAUCUUCUGCAACAUGUUUGUUGCUCAAACAAACCUAAUAUCUUUUAAAGCCUCUACCUUUCAAUUCCCUCUAAUCCUUUCCUUCAACUACGAAAUGAACUUCCUUUUCCAUUCCCUCUCUUUCUCUCAUCCACUGUAAAAGCCCUUGCCUCCUUUCUCAUCCCCACCUCAACCUCCCAAAUUUGACCCAACCCAAGUCCCAAAAAAAAUAAAAAAAAUAAAAAAAGUAAUAUAUAUAUAUAUAUAUAUUUAUAAACUGGCCUUUGUAAAUACCCAAUUGGUUGAGUUAUUUUUUUAUUUUUUAUUUUUUUUUGUUGUUGUUGUUGCCCCACAUAUAUUAUCAGCGUCAAAUUCAUCGCUAUUAGGAAUUUUCGGUUCUGGGUGGUGCUAGGCAUUCUUUUCGAGUUUUAAAUUUAUGGACAUGGCGCUUGAUUCUACGAUUCUCAGUCCUUCGAGGUUUGUCCAUGGCUCCAAAUCAUUGAGUUUCUUGCAUCACAAUAGGCAUAUGAAAUUGCCCAUGAAGAGUUUGCAGGACAGCAAUAGAUACCCAUCUCGGUUGGCGUUGACUUGCGUUCGUUCUUGUGGUUUUGGGAGCUUUCUGGGUUCUACAUAUCAAAGGAAUAACUUGUUUGUGGGUAGAGCUAGUUUGAGAUCUGUAGAUAAACAUAGUGAGAAUUUGGGUGGUAAAAAUGGUCACUUGGCUUUGAAUUUUGAGCUUGUUAGGGCUUUGGUGAAGCAUGGAAUAGUUUUGGCGGCAAUGGUUUGUGGGGUUUUGAUGUAUGGCUGUAAAAGAGCUUUUGCAGUGGAGCGUGUUGUCAAUGCUGGGUAUGGUGUUAUUGGGCAGAGCAUAUUGUUACUGAGGAAUGCAUGGCCCAAGACAUUACAGGUCCUUCUAGUUUUCAAAGAUCAAGGUUUAAUUUUGGCAGCCCUUUUUGGUCUCUCGGCUUUUUUCUCAAUGGCAGAGACUUCAAUUACCACUCUGUGGCCUUGGAAGGUGCGUGAAUUAGCUGAGAAAGAGUCUGAAAAUGGCGUCUUCAGAAUGCUUCGGAGUGAUGUUACUCGGUUCUUAACAACCAUACUUAUUGGCACAACCGUUGUCAAUAUUGGAGCAACUGCUUUAGUAACAGAAGCAGCAACAGCAAUAUUUGGUGAAGCUGGUGUUAGUGCAGCAACUGGAGUAAUGACAGUUGCUGUGCUGCUUCUCACUGAAAUCACUCCAAAGAGUAUUGCUGUUCAUAAUGCCCAAGAAGUUGCUAGGUUUGUGGUCAGGCCAGUGGCAUGGCUUUCGUUGGUAUUAUAUCCUGUGGGAAGAAUUGUCACAUAUCUAUCGAUGGGAAUGCUAAAAAUGCUUGGGUUGAAAGGAAGAAGUGAACCAUAUGUUACAGAAGAGGAGUUGAAAUUGAUGUUGCGAGGGGCAGAGUUAAGUGGGGCAAUAGAGGAGGAAGAACAGGAUAUGAUAGAAAAUGUGUUGGAAAUAAAAGAUACAUAUGUUAGAGAGGUGAUGACACCUCUUGUUGAUGUUGUUGCCAUCGAUGCCAGUGCAACACUAGUAGAUUUUCACAACUUGUGGGUUACUCAUCAAUAUUCAAGGGUGCCUGCUUUUGAGCAGCGUGUUGAUAAUAUAGUUGGCAUUGCAUAUGCUAUGGAUCUGCUGGAUUAUGUUCAGAAGGGUGAACUACUAGAAAGUACUUCUGUUGGAGAUAUGGCUCACAAACCUGCAUACUUUGUGCCUGAUUCAAUGUCAGUGUGGAAUCUUCUGAGGGAGUUCCGUAUCAGGAAGGUUCACAUGGCCGUGGUUCUUAACGAAUAUGGUGGAACCAUAGGAUUAGUGACUCUGGAAGAUGUGGUGGAGGAAAUUGUUGGGGAAAUAUUUGAUGAAAAUGAUUCAAAAGAAGAGAUCCAGAAAAAGACAGGCUACAUUGUGAUGAGAGCAGAGGGUGUAUUUGAUGUAGAUGCUAAUACAUCUAUUGACCAGCUUUCUGAAGAUCUAAGUAUCAAAAUGCCAGAGGGUCAUCAAUAUGAGACAGUAUCAGGUUUUAUAUGCGAGGCAUUUGGAUAUAUCCCCAGGACAGGUGAGAGCAUCAAAGUAGUUCUUGAAAAGGAUAACGAAGAGGAAAAUGAUGAAGAGAAUGAGAAAGAGGAUCCAAAGGAAAAACAUCUGAUAUUUAAACUUGAGAUACUAGCAGGAAAUGCCAGAAAGGUUAGUGCUGUUCGAUUUGAACGGAUAGACAAAGACAUUGAGGAGUUGGAGACCAAAGAGGUGACUCGCUUGGUUCCCAAAAUCAUGAAAAGGAAGUGGAGUGGUGAUGAAGACUCAGAUAGUACUGAUGAUGAGGAUUCUUUCCAGAAGAAACCAGAGGAUGACCUUCCUCAUGAACAUGCACGUGAAGGUGAAGACAAUAAGUAGACCUAGUAGACAUAAAUUACAUUUCUUGUUUCCCUAUUCUUGAGUCCAAUGAAGAGUUAAAAAUUGAGAACUAUUAACAACUAUAAGAAUCAGCAAUGAACAGUGUAAAAUUUUUUGAGAGAUAUACAAAGUAUCCAUUUUGUAAA
This is a messenger RNA of Ziziphus jujuba (common jujube), 2672 nucleotides long. RefSeq names its product putative DUF21 domain-containing protein At3g13070, chloroplastic. The coding region runs from base 535 to 2526 and encodes 663 amino acids. Lineage: Eukaryota; Viridiplantae; Streptophyta; Magnoliopsida; Rosales; Rhamnaceae. The transcript has 14 exons. Gene Ontology annotation, molecular function: flavin adenine dinucleotide binding. The record is from RefSeq and is a predicted model, not a curated record.